This is a messenger RNA of Cariama cristata (Red-legged seriema), 2851 nucleotides long. RefSeq names its product splicing factor 3b, subunit 1, 155kDa (gene SF3B1). Gene Ontology annotation, cellular component: U12-type spliceosomal complex; catalytic step 2 spliceosome; U2-type prespliceosome. The record is from RefSeq and is a predicted model, not a curated record. The transcript is spliced from 14 exons. Gene Ontology annotation, biological process: spliceosomal complex assembly. The annotation marks the transcript as partial. NCBI's taxonomy places the organism in Eukaryota, Metazoa, Chordata, Aves, Cariamiformes, Cariamidae. Gene Ontology annotation, molecular function: mRNA binding.
GCUGCAUUGCGACAAAUUACUGAUAAAGCUCGGGAAUUUGGAGCAGGGCCGUUGUUUAAUCAGAUUCUGCCUCUGCUGAUGUCGCCAACACUUGAAGAUCAGGAGCGUCACUUGCUUGUCAAAGUCAUCGACAGAAUUCUGUACAAACUGGAUGACUUGGUCCGACCAUAUGUACACAAGAUCCUUGUUGUCAUUGAACCACUGCUGAUUGAUGAAGACUACUAUGCUAGAGUGGAAGGCAGAGAAAUUAUUUCAAACUUGGCGAAGGCUGCUGGUUUGGCAACAAUGAUCUCCACAAUGCGACCUGAUAUUGAUAAUAUGGAUGAAUAUGUCCGAAAUACAACAGCUCGAGCCUUUGCUGUCGUUGCCUCUGCUUUGGGCAUUCCUUCUCUGUUACCCUUCUUGAAAGCUGUCUGUAAAAGCAAAAAAUCCUGGCAGGCUAGGCAUACAGGCAUCAAGAUUGUACAGCAGAUUGCUAUUCUUAUGGGUUGUGCUAUCCUGCCUCAUCUCAGGAGCUUGGUUGAAAUUAUUGAACAUGGUCUGGUGGACGAGCAGCAGAAAGUUCGCACCAUCAGUGCUUUGGCUAUUGCUGCUUUGGCUGAGGCAGCUACUCCCUAUGGUAUUGAGUCAUUUGAUUCUGUUCUGAAGCCUUUAUGGAAGGGUAUACGUCAACACAGAGGAAAGGGUUUGGCUGCCUUUUUGAAGGCUAUUGGUUACCUGAUUCCACUCAUGGAUGCUGAGUAUGCAAACUAUUAUACCAGAGAAGUCAUGCUAAUCCUUAUCAGAGAGUUCCAGUCUCCUGAUGAAGAGAUGAAAAAAAUUGUGUUGAAGGUGGUAAAGCAGUGUUGUGGUACAGAUGGUGUUGAAGCAAACUACAUUAAAACAGAAAUCUUGCCACCUUUUUUCAAACACUUCUGGCAACACAGAAUGGCAUUGGACAGAAGGAAUUACAGACAGUUGGUUGAUACAACUGUGGAGCUGGCAAAUAAAGUUGGAGCAGCAGAAAUUAUUUCUAGAAUUGUGGAUGAUCUGAAAGAUGAGGCUGAGCAGUACAGAAAAAUGGUCAUGGAAACAAUUGAGAAGAUAAUGGGAAAUCUGGGGGCAGCGGACAUUGAUCAUAAACUGGAAGAACAACUUAUUGAUGGUAUCUUGUACGCCUUUCAGGAACAGACUACAGAGGAUUCUGUAAUGCUGAAUGGUUUUGGCACAGUGGUUAAUGCUCUAGGCAAAAGAGUUAAACCCUACUUGCCACAGAUCUGUGGUACAGUUUUGUGGCGUUUGAACAACAAAUCGGCUAAAGUUAGGCAGCAGGCUGCUGACCUGAUCUCUCGUACUGCAGUUGUCAUGAAGACUUGUCAAGAGGAAAAACUGAUGGGACACUUGGGUGUUGUGUUGUAUGAGUACCUGGGUGAAGAAUAUCCUGAAGUACUGGGCAGCAUACUUGGAGCACUUAAGGCUAUUGUGAAUGUUAUAGGUAUGCACAAGAUGACACCACCAAUCAAAGAUCUGCUGCCACGGCUUACACCUAUUUUGAAGAACAGACAUGAGAAAGUACAGGAAAAUUGUAUUGAUCUUGUGGGGCGCAUUGCAGACCGAGGUGCAGAGUAUGUUUCUGCAAGAGAAUGGAUGAGGAUCUGCUUUGAACUGCUUGAAUUAUUAAAAGCUCACAAGAAAGCUAUCCGAAGAGCCACAGUGAACACUUUUGGUUAUAUUGCUAAAGCUAUUGGACCUCAUGAUGUAUUGGCUACACUGCUAAAUAACUUGAAAGUACAGGAAAGGCAGAACAGAGUAUGUACUACAGUAGCAAUUGCUAUUGUAGCUGAAACAUGCUCACCUUUCACAGUGCUGCCUGCACUCAUGAAUGAAUACAGAGUUCCAGAACUGAAUGUCCAGAAUGGUGUGUUAAAAUCUCUUUCUUUCCUGUUUGAAUACAUUGGAGAGAUGGGAAAAGAUUACAUUUAUGCUGUUACACCUUUGCUUGAAGAUGCUUUAAUGGACAGGGAUCUUGUACACAGACAAACAGCCAGUGCCGUGGUGCAACAUAUGUCUCUUGGUGUUUAUGGGUUUGGCUGUGAAGAUUCUCUUAAUCAUUUGUUAAAUUACGUAUGGCCUAAUGUGUUUGAAACCUCUCCUCAUGUCAUUCAGGCAGUUAUGGGGGCUCUGGAGGGCCUCAGAGUUGCUAUUGGUCCCUGCAGAAUGUUGCAGUAUUGUUUACAGGGUUUGUUUCACCCUGCCAGAAAAGUCAGAGAUGUUUAUUGGAAGAUUUAUAAUUCAAUCUACAUCGGGUCACAGGAUGCUCUGAUAGCACAUUAUCCAAGAAUCUAUAAUGAUGAAAAGAACACCUAUAUUCGUUACGAACUUGAUUACAUCUUAUAAUCAUCUUGUUCAGUUGUUUGUGUUUAAUGCACAGCUGUUCUUCAAUUAAACGCUUCAGAUUUGAUGAUGUAAAAUUUUAAAAUAUUGGAGAUCAGUAUAGAGCUGGUCAGAGGCAGAGCUAGGAAUCCAGUAGCAUGAUUUUUUUAAAAUAUGUCCUUGUUUUUUGAUGUUAAACUGUUAAAGCCAGUAGUGACCAAGAAAACAGUGAUUACAAUGUACUGGAGGGAUUUCAUUUUGAAUUCAUCUUUAUGAAGAUUUAGAUUUCAUUCCUUGUGUUUAAAGGGGAAGUUUAUUUGAGAAAUAAACAUUUGUGUAUAAAAACUAAUUGGUGUGUGGUUUUUGGACAGAGGGGCUUGUAAAACGAGUCCCUUUGGAUUAAGUAUUUGUUCAUGUAAUAAAUAGGUGGCAUAAAACAUUUUAACCCUUUUUGUCAUCCCCUAGCUUUUGAAUAAAUAAGAAAAACAUACAAACUGUA